Molecule: messenger RNA, 1470 nt
Organism: Rotaria sordida
Lineage: Eukaryota; Metazoa; Rotifera; Eurotatoria; Philodinida; Philodinidae
Source: the annotation of a GenBank genome assembly
AUGGAUUCAUUAAUAGAUAAAAGCAAUAAUAUAUUCGAGAUAAGUAAACUUGUUAGUUCAACUUCAAUAUCACAAUCAAAUGUAACAUUGAGUGCUGCUGAUUUAACAAAAACAUUAAUACCAGAACAAUAUCAAAUAAUUCUAUUAAGUUUUGCAUAUGGAAUAAUAACUUUUCUUGCUCUUAUUGGUAAUUCUUCGAUUAUUUAUAUUGUUAUAUGUAAUAGACGAAUGCAUUCAGUAACAAAUUAUUUUAUAUGUAAUUUAGCUCUUUCUGAUUGUCUUGUUGCUUGUUUUGCAGUUCCAUUUCAAUUUCAAGCUGCAGCUUUACAAAAAUGGGUUUUACCACAUUUUCUUUGUAAAUUAGCACCAUUUGUUCAAAUUCUUUCAGUUGAUGUAUCAAUAUAUACAUUAGUUGCUGUUUCUCUUGAUCGUUAUUAUGUUAUGCUUCAUCCAUUAAAACCAAAAUUAUCAACUAAAACAGCAUUUAUUAUAUUUAUUAUUAUUUGGCUUAUAGCAUUAGGAUCAUCAAUUCCAAGUUUAUUUUUUUAUAAUGUUUAUUUUAUUGAUGAUUUUGGUUAUCAAUGUUUACCUUAUAUAUAUGAAAAAGAAGAAGAUUCAAAUUCAACAAUAGCAACAACAAUAAAUAGAUCUUAUAAUAUAAAUAAAAUUUAUAUUGUUUAUAAUAUUUAUUCUCAAUAUGUAAUACCAUUUAUAAUAAUAAGUUGUGCUUAUUUUCGUAUAGGAUCACAUUUAUAUUUUUCAAAACCAGUUGGACAAACAAAAUCUCAAGAAGUUAUUGCACGAAAUAAACGUAAAGUAUUAAAAAUGUUAUUUGUUGUUGUGACAUUAUUUCUUAUCUGUUGGUUUCCAUUACAAUUAUAUAAUUUUCUUAAUGUAUACAAACCUGAAAUAAAUGAUUUUAAACAUAUUGUAGUUUUAUGGUUAUGUGCAAAUUGGCUUGCUAUGUCAAAUUCAUGUCAUAACCCAUUUAUUUAUGGAUUUUGUAGUGCCAAAUUUAAUAGAGAAUUUCGUAAACUUUAUCGAUGUUUUCCAUGUAUUGAUAAUAAUAAAAUAGAUGGAGAAUUAACUGAUACCCGUAUAAAUGUACCUUUAUUAAAUCCAAUUCAAUCAAAACAUAUAACAUAUCAACAAUAUUCACCAAAUUCGUCAACUCAACAACGUUCUCGUCAAAAUACAACAACAUCAUUAAAUAGUAUCCAAAAGAUAAAUCAAUCAUCAUCAAUUAAUAUGAAAAAUAAUCUUAAUGAAAAACGUCAUCAAUUUUUAUUUUCAACUCGUCAUCAAAAUCAACAAUAUAUUAAUAAUAAUUAUAUUAAUUAUUACAAUUCAAAUAAUAAUCGAUCAAUAAAUAAUUGUGAAAAAUUUUUAAUUGAUCAAGAUUUAAAAAAUUCAUCAACAGAAGAUGAUCUUUUAUUAUAUCAUGCAAAUCAAUCAACACAUUUUACAUAG